This is a messenger RNA of Macroventuria anomochaeta, 1404 nucleotides long. RefSeq lists its product as uncharacterized. Gene Ontology annotation, molecular function: NADP binding; glutathione-disulfide reductase (NADPH) activity; flavin adenine dinucleotide binding. Lineage: Eukaryota; Fungi; Ascomycota; Dothideomycetes; Pleosporales; Didymellaceae. Gene Ontology annotation, cellular component: cytosol; mitochondrion. Gene Ontology annotation, biological process: cellular response to oxidative stress; glutathione metabolic process; cell redox homeostasis. The record is from RefSeq and is a predicted model, not a curated record. The transcript has 2 exons. Bases 1 to 1404 code for a protein of 467 amino acids.
AUGGCUCCUAUCAACAACACUGAAGAGGCAGACUACCUCGUCCUCGGUAUCGGCAGCGGAGGCAUCGCCUCUGCACGACGAGCUGCGAAGCACGGCGCAAAGGUUGUCGCUGUCGAAUCGAGCCGCUAUGGCGGUACCUGCGUAAACGUCGGCUGUGUGCCCAAGAAGGUCACAUGGAACGCUGCUGCGAUCGCAGAGACAUUCAAGGAUGGAAAGGCAUACGGUUUCCAGGUCAAGGAGCAGCCAGAGUUCGACUGGCCAUACUUCAAGAACAAGCGUGACGCCUACGUCAAGCGCCUCAACGGCAUCUACGAGAGGAACCUCGACAAGGACGAGAUCAAGCACAUCAGGGGACGAGCGAAGUUCAUUGCCAAGAACGAGGUCGAAAUUGCGCUCGAGAACGGAGGCACUCAGCGCGUCAAGGCGAAACACAUCCUCAUCGCGACCGGUGGCCGACCAAAGAAGCCCGAUAUUCCCGGCAAGGAGCUCAUCAUCGACAGCGAUGGCUUCUUCGACCUCGAGCAGCAGCCAAAGAGCAUUGCAACAAGUGGUGCUGGAUACAUUGGUGUCGAGAUGACUGGUAUGCUGCACGCACUGGGCUCCAAGACACACUUCUUCAUCCGUGGCGACAAGCUUCUGCGAACAUUUGAUCCCAUGAUCCAGGAUGCCGUUACAAAGGAGUACGAGCGCCAGGGCAUCAACUUAUACAAGAAGACAUCGAUCACCAAGGUUGAGGACAUUGGCAACGGCAUGAAGCGCGUGACCUACCAAGAAUCAGAGUCGAAGAAGGAAUCCACCGUCGAAGUCGAGGCUGUCCUUUUCGCAACCGGCCGCGACCCCGAGAUCGAGGACCUGCACAUCAAGGACUUCGGCAUCAAGCUCAACGACAAGAACCACAUCGUGACCGACGAGUACCAGAACACCUCCCUCGACAACAUCUACGCCGUUGGUGAUGUUUGCGAUCGUGGCCACGAGCUGACUCCUGUCGCUAUCGCAGCCGGUCGCCGUCUGUCCGACCGCUUGUUCGGUGGCAAGAAGGACGCACAUCUUGUCUAUGAGAACAUUCCUAGCGUCGUCUUCGCUCACCCUGAGAUCGGUUCCAUCGGUCUGACCGAGCCGGAAGCGCGCGAGAAGUACGGCGACAAGGUCAAGAUCUACAAGACCGAGUUCACAGCCAUGUACUUCGCCAUGAUGGAGCCCGAAGAGAAGCAACCUACAGCAUAUAAGAUCAUCUGCGUUGGCGAGGAGGAGAAGGUCGUCGGUCUGCACAUCCUGGGUCAGGGCAGCAGUGAGAUCCUGCAAGGCUUCGGUGUGGCGAUCAAGAUGGGUGCUACAAAGCAGGACUUUGACAACUGUGUGGCUAUCCAUCCUGUCUCUGCUGAGGAGUUGGUCACCAUGACCUAA